AUGCGGCUCCAAGGCCGGGACCAGUGCCGGGCCCGGGGCAGCCAAAGGUGCGGGAGCGAGAGGAGCCGGGACGAGGCAGCCGAAGGUCUCCACACAGUGCAGCGUCUUUAUGGCUGUGACCUCCUGUCUGACGGGAGUGUCCGUGGAUCCAGGUGGGAUGGCUUUGACGGGCGGGAUUUCAUCUCCUUGGAGCUGGGAUCCAGGAGCUUCGUGGCGGCCGAUGGAGCUGCCCAGAUCACCAAGAGGAAAUGGGAAUCUGAUGGGAUCGAGGUGGAGAGAUAGACACAUUACCUUGGGAGCAUCUGUCUGGAAUGGCUCCAGAAAUAUGUCGGAUACGGGCGGGAGGUGCUGGAGCGCAAAGAGCCCCCUGAUGUCCACGUGUCUGGGAAAGAGGAACACGGGAUCCUGACGUUGUCCUGCCACGCGUACGGAUUCUACCCCGGGAUCAUCGCGAUCAACUGGAUGAAGGGGGAUGAAAUCCAGGAUCAGGAGACGGAGUGGGGCGGGAUCGUUCCCAACAGCGACGGCACCUUCCACAGCUGGGCCAGGAUCGAGGCGCUGCCGGGGGAGCGGGAGCAGUACCAGUGCCGGGUGGAGCACGCCGGAAUGCCGGAGCCCGGGAUCUUCGCCUGGGAGCCGGAAUCCAUCUGGAAUUCCCCCCCGGUGUUGGUCGCUGUGUCUGUCAUCGCUGCCAUCGGCGUCAUCAUCGGCCUCAUCGCAGUCGGUGUCUGGAAGCUCCGAGCCGGGAAGGGAAAGGGCAAUGGAUACGACCCCGCGCCCACCACAGAAAUCACAGCCUGAGUGAUCCCA
Molecule: messenger RNA, 810 nt
Organism: Empidonax traillii (willow flycatcher)
Lineage: Eukaryota; Metazoa; Chordata; Aves; Passeriformes; Tyrannidae
Product: class I histocompatibility antigen, F10 alpha chain-like
Exons: 6
Biological process (GO): immune response
Cellular component (GO): external side of plasma membrane
Source: RefSeq, a predicted model, not a curated record